AUGUUAGAAUCUAUUCAAAGGAUCCUGGUUGAUUUUUGGGGAUCGAAAGACCAUAAUGGUGGCGGUAACGUUCGCAGCUUGCAGAGGGACGGUAGAAAAAGGGAAUACGGUAACCUGGAUGACAUAAGAUCGAACACUGUGAAUUACAGCGGUGAUACGAGGAACCGUGAUAUAAGAACCCGCUACAAGCAGCGAUUGGAUAAAAGAAAUAGAGCCAGAAUGCAAGAGGAAGAGAAAAAUAAUAAUCGUGGGAUUGGCACCCGCUAUGGCGAGCAACAAAGAUACGAUAAAAACAGGAUAAGGAAACAAACCACGGACAGACCGGGAAGACUGUCGCUGAUGUGGCGGAGUCUGAAGACAGUAUUCUCGAACGAAGAGCAAGACUUAACGCAAUUUCAAGAGGCAUGUGGUAACGUAAAUGUCAUGAUUCCUCAAAAUAAAAAGCCAAACGGCACAGAAGAGAGACGGCGAUUAAGGGAGCGAAUUGCAAGGAGUGAAGCGUUUAAACGGAAACUGCUGGAAAUCAAAUACGACGAGAACAUGCUGGAACAGAUGAGACGUGGCAGAUCAAGAUUUCCAAGACUUGGUAACAGGAAUUCGGAAGUAUAUAGACAAUCACAGAACAUUUCGGAGGAUCGAAUAACGCUUUUGCAAAGAAGAGUCACAGAGCUUGAAGAAAAUUUGCUGCAUGUCACGAGGGACCUUCAGAUAACCCAAAAGAAAUUGAAAUUCGCACAGGAGAAAAAUACGCUGUUAGAAUCGUUGCUGGAUGACGCAAACAUAGACAGCGAGUAUGUGAAAUCCAAGAGAGACAUGAAAAAUAUUCAACGAGAGAAUCUGAAACCUGAUUCUGAAUUGCCCCCCUCUCCAAGGCGAACAGUGAAUCCACUCUUCACCUCAAGUCCCAUGAGAAAUCCCUCAGCAAACACCAAUACGCAGCCAGAGGAUCCGUCCUUGGCCUUACGAGACGACUUCUAUAACAGAUACCCCAAGAUUCCAGAAACCGAAUCACUCACACAAGCUCAGAAAAGUCAUUCACUGUCGCCCAUUAGGAUAGAUUACUCGAAGUAUUCUGUAUAG
This is a messenger RNA of Zygotorulaspora mrakii, 1080 nucleotides long. RefSeq names its product Csa1p (gene CSA1). Lineage: Eukaryota; Fungi; Ascomycota; Saccharomycetes; Saccharomycetales; Saccharomycetaceae. The transcript has a single exon. The record is from RefSeq and is a predicted model, not a curated record. The coding region runs from base 1 to 1080 and encodes 359 amino acids.